Messenger RNA from Zalophus californianus (California sea lion), 3445 nucleotides. RefSeq names its product solute carrier family 38 member 7 (gene SLC38A7). Gene Ontology annotation, biological process: amino acid transmembrane transport. Bases 556 to 2055 code for a protein of 499 amino acids. The transcript is spliced from 11 exons. Lineage: Eukaryota; Metazoa; Chordata; Mammalia; Carnivora; Otariidae. The record is from RefSeq and is a predicted model, not a curated record. Gene Ontology annotation, molecular function: L-glutamate transmembrane transporter activity; L-serine transmembrane transporter activity; L-methionine transmembrane transporter activity.
UGGAGGCCGUGGAGGUUGGAAGCUUAAGUCCCGGGGCCCUGGGGCCCCCGCUGCGGCAGAGUCCUGCCCACUCCCUGCAGGGCUCGGAAGCCCGGCGUCCUCGGUCCCCCGCCCGCCCUCAGUUGGGCCGGCUUUGCCCCGCCUAGCCCCACUGUCUCCCCUUGGUGCUAGGCCCGGAUCGAGUCCGGGAGCGUCUCCCUAGCUUACCUCACAGCAGCCCCUUCGCCUUGCUUCGGGCCUGGGAUCCUCCCCUCCGCUCCGGCAGAUUUUAGGUGAAGUUUUGAGAAAGAAGAAAUUGGGGCCAGCGAGGGAAGUGAGGAAAAUCAGAUCCCAGAUCUUUGGGGGAGAAAGAGCUGAAGGAGCAGCAUACCCUCCACCUUAGACCAUCAGGUGGAAAUAGCAGGUUGAGAAGAGCUGGAGCCCAUGGGCCUCCUGGGAUCAUAGUUCCAAACAGGCUGGCACCACCCUCCAGCUGAAGGUGUUCCCUCAUCUGCCCAGGGGAUGUGAUUGUGAGCCCGAAUCUGCAGAUCCCGCGGGAAGAGGGCUCCCGGGGCCAUGGCCGAGGUCAGCAUCAACAGUGACCUUGGCGAGUGGGGCUCGAGCUCAGACUCCGGGGAGCGGGCCCGUCUGCUGCAGAGUCCCUGUGUGGACACGGCCCCCAAGAGCGAAGGGGAGGCCUCUCCCGAGGGUCCAGGCAGAGGCACCACUUCCACCAUUGGGGCCAUCUUCAUCGUUGUCAACGCCUGCCUAGGUGCAGGGCUGCUCAACUUCCCUGCAGCCUUCAGCACCGCAGGCGGGCUGGCGGCCGGCGUCACGCUGCAGAUGGGCAUGCUGGUCUUCAUCAUCAGCGGCCUCGUCAUCCUGGGCUACUGCUCCCAGGCCAGCAAUGAGAGGACCUACCAGGAGGUGGUGUGGGCCGUCUGUGGCAAGCUGACAGGAGUGCUUUGUGAGGUGACCAUUGCCAUCUACACCUUCGGCACCUGCAUCGCCUUCCUCAUCAUCAUCGGCGACCAACAAGACAAGAUUAUAGCUGUGAUGGCGAAGGAGCCUGAGGGAGCCGGCGGCAGCCUCUGGUACACAGACCGAAAGUUCACCAUCAGCCUCACGGCCUUCCUCUUCAUCCUGCCCCUUUCCAUCCCCAGAGAGAUCGGCUUCCAGAAAUAUGCCAGCUUCUUGAGCGUCGUGGGCACCUGGUACGUCACUGCCAUCAUUAUCAUCAAAUAUAUCUGGCCAGAUAAAGAGAUGACCCCAGGGGACAUCCUGACCAGGCCAGCUUCCUGGGUGGCCGUGUUCAAUGCCAUGCCCACCAUCUGCUUCGGAUUUCAGCAUGCAGCGGCCCAAGGUGAAGACCUGGGGUGGGGUGGUGACAGCCGCCAUGGUCAUCGCCCUCGCUGUCUACAUGGGCACAGCCCUCUUGUCCCUGUCCUCAGGCAUCUGUGGCUUCCUGACCUUCGGAGCUGCCGUGGACCCCGACGUGCUUCUGUCCUACCCUUCCGAGGACAUGGCUGUGGCCGUUGCCCGUGCCUUCAUCAUCCUGAGUGUGCUCACCUCCUACCCCAUCCUGCACUUCUGUGGACGGGCUGUGCCUCAUUCAAGCCAAACUCUCUGAGAUGGAAGAAGUCAAGCCGGCCAGCUGGUGGGCGCUGGUCAGUUAUGGUGUCCUCUUGGUCACCCUGGGAGCCUUCAUCUUUGGCCAGACCACAGCCAACGCCAUCUUUAUGGAUCUCUUGGCAUAACCACUGCCUCCCAGGCAACACAUGGCCUUUGCCACUGGACCCAGGAACCCAUCUCUUUGAGCUGUGGGGCCACCCUGAGUCCAACAUCAUUCGUCUUUCCUGCUGGGAUGACAUCUGGACAUCCUUUUCCAGGGACAGUUCUGGAGUGAAAGCAGGCCUCACACCUCUGGACAGCUCAAACCCGGCAGUGCGAGGAUUAGGGGAGGAGGUCUCGUGUCACAGAAGAACCUUCCCUGUCCUCCAACGCUCAACUUCUCCAUGCCUGAAAAACAUGGGGGAAGAGGGUCAGAACAUCUCCGAAAAAAAGAACCCAGCCUGACUUUGGAGAAAGAGUGUGGGCAAAGGGCCACCACCAUCCUCCACAGAGCAGCCCGUCCUGAGCAGGGGCUGCGCUUAUUACCCCGGGACUCAGUGUCUGCUCCAAUUUGUCAGCUACUUCGCCCGCAGUGGCUUCUCUGGGAUCUGGCAACUUCCAAAGGUAGCACAGAGGUAAAUCGAGUCAGGCCCUGUUCACCCCAUCCUGGGGCCUCUUUCCCCAAACUUGAGGGUCCAGGCAUCCCUGUCUUCCCCCAUCCCCAGACAUCAUCAAGUCUAAUGUUUACAAACGGUGCCAGCCCGGCUCCAAACCCGAGGCCGGGGGCCGUGCUGCCCCGCCACGGUGCUGUGAGGACUCCUCAGUCGGCUUUUCCCUAGGCAGGACAGCUGCUUCUCUCUCUCCGAUUCCAGGGGGGCCCCUCGCUUCAGAGGCGCAGGGUGGGUGAUAGAGAAGGCUGGGAGCCUUCCACACCCAUGCGGGCCAGGCGGGUCGGGCUCAGGGUGAGCCUCUCUGGUAGCUUCUCUUCUGCCUGCCCUCUGGUCACCUCUCCCCUGUCACCCUAGCAGGAUAGCCCACGGAGAAGAGGAGCUGCUGAGUUGUCACUGACUAGGCAACACUUGAGCGUAGUCCCACCAGUCUGGAAGUUUGCCUUCCAGUCCAGAUCUUGUCUGCUUCCUCCCCGUGUCAUUUCUUCAGCCCCUACCCCAUUUUCCUAGCUCAGUCUCUCUGGCUCACAUAAGCCUGGGGGGUAGUAGGGGGUGUGCCCGACCUCCUCUUGUCAGCUCCAGGGGUCUGCCAGGCCUGGCCUGAGGUUACACUGGAUUGUGCCCCAGGCGAGGUGAGGAGGACACUGUUCUCCUGGUCUGCAUUUCCCUUUCUCUCUCUGGCUGUUCACUCUGACCAAUCCCAGGCAUUGACUCGGGCUUCCUCCACCUGGAACUCCCAGCAUUUCCUUGGUCCCUCUGUAGCUGGGGUGAGUGGGACCCCCCACCCAGCAGCCCACCACUCAGGGCGCUGAGAUCACAGAAGCAGAGGCUGGCUGGCAGUCGGCUGGGCUUCCGCUCAGUUUCCAGACUGGAGGACAGCCAUCCCUCACAUCCCGCGCCCCUGGGCCCUCGGGCCAGACCCUCGCUGCUGUUUUCCCUCAGCCCCAGCACGAUUAGGACCCGGUCAGCAGGGCUGCACAGCCUCCUGGUGUUGGAUUUCAGCCGAGGGGUGGGGGAUGGGGAGGCACCGCCCAGAAAGAGACCGGUCCAGAGAAGGAGUUGGAAUCUGGCCACUUGGCCUCACCUCAGGAGCCCCCUGCCCUGCCCUCCCCUCCAGUAUUUUACUGUUUCUUUUCUACUUGUGCACAUUCGUACCAGGGAGGAUGGUUAAUAAAAAGGGGCUGUGC